Messenger RNA from Thlaspi arvense, 1341 nucleotides. The record is from the annotation of a GenBank genome assembly. NCBI's taxonomy places the organism in Eukaryota, Viridiplantae, Streptophyta, Magnoliopsida, Brassicales, Brassicaceae.
AUGAGCCCACUCUUCAACAUCCAAAACGCAUUAAACGAAGCCGGAGUCGGAGAUUUCAUCAAAGCCACCGUACCUUCAAACGCCGACGUCUACAAUUCUCCGCCGGAAAACCCAGUUCCUUCCGCCGGAAGGUUCCGUCAAGACAUCUUUGAAGAGAUGAAACUCAUAGUCAACUUCUUAGCUCAUAACAAAGCUCCGUUCACAGUCAACAUUUAUCCUUUCCUAAGCCUUUACCUAAGCAGCGACUUCCCUUUCGACUACGCUUUCUUCAACGGCCGAAACACCGUUAACGACAACGGCGUUAUCUACACAAACGUCUUCGACGCCAAUUUCGACACCCUCUUGGCUUCGCUUAGAGCAUUGGGCCACGGAGACAUGAAGGUUAUUGUCGGAGAAGUUGGUUGGCCAACGGAUGGUGACAAGAACGCUCAUAUCCCAAACGCAGAACGCUUCUACGCAGGUCUGCUUCCGAAGCUAGCAGCGAACAGAGGAACACCUUUGCGUCCCGGUUACAUAGAAGUUUAUCUCUUCGGUUUCAUCGAUGAAGAUGCAAAGAGUAUAGCUCCUGGAAACUUUGAACGUCACUGGGGGAUAUUUAAAUACGAUGGCCAACCGAAAUUCCCGGCGGAUUUGUCAGGGAAAGGUCAGAAGAAGAUCUUGACCGGAGCUCAGAGUGUUCAAGGAUUAAACAUUGAACAGAGGAACAGGAAUGCACCAUUAGCAACAAUGACUUGCCCAUUGAUCCACUCACCACCAUCAGUAGCUAAGAACCCAACAACGGAAGCAAUGUCUCUGGUCUCACCAAGCCGACCAAAAGGGCUGCUUUCGAUGAUGUUCCUCACCGUCUCCUCGCUCUUCCCGUCGAAGAACAUCUCAGUCGCGACAGGCCCUGGAGAAACACAGUUUGCAGUGAUUCCCGAACCUUUGAGUUCCUUGGCAAGAAUCUUCACCAUUGACUCAACCGCUGUCUUUGAUGCUGUACUUUUGUUACCAGAAAAAAAUGGAGCUUUACCUGAAGAUGCGAUCGAAGUCUUCAAUGGGAGUGUUGGCGAUAGUAGGGUAGUUUGGAUCGGCGAUCCCAGCCGAGUUAACCAGGAUGUGAACCGGCGAUUUGAAGGCUUUCUCCGCGGCGUCGAAGAGAGACUCAACCUGGCUCGGCUCCGAGACGUCAGCGCGGAACACGAUGGCUAUCGGUUCAGAAGCACCAACAACGCCGGCGGACGAGUUGAUUUCCGCGGCGACUUGAUCGGCCUCAGUGGAUCUGCUGGUGUAGUUGACGACAAUCUUCGCGCCGAGCUCGGCGAGGUGUCUGGCUACGGCUCGGCCAAUUCCACGAGAUGA